Molecule: messenger RNA, 3726 nt
Organism: Mugil cephalus (flathead mullet)
Lineage: Eukaryota; Metazoa; Chordata; Actinopteri; Mugiliformes; Mugilidae
Gene: atg7
Product: ATG7 autophagy related 7 homolog (S. cerevisiae)
Exons: 19
Coding region: 529-2691 (720 amino acids)
Biological process (GO): cellular response to nitrogen starvation; autophagy of mitochondrion; autophagosome assembly
Cellular component (GO): cytoplasm; phagophore assembly site
Molecular function (GO): Atg8 activating enzyme activity; Atg12 activating enzyme activity
Source: RefSeq, a predicted model, not a curated record
ACACGGUCCCUAACAGGUAGUUGCAUUGCUACGGUGUCCAGAUGGAGACAAUUUCUGGUUUUUCCGGUGACGAUUCUGAUGCAAAUUAGCUCGUAGCUUCUUUUCCAGAUUUUAUUUUAGGUACGAUUUUGUCUGUUUUCCCGUUUCUAAGUUUUGUUUAGGACCUUACCGGCAAAACCCACUUUUGGGACAUAAGACUACUAGAUAGUCGGUGGCUUCCCGGAGCCUUGUAUCUCUGUACUCAUCUGUUCUCCCCGACAUGAAAAGAAACGGCGCGUACAGGUUUCUGUCAGUUUUCUCCUGCUUCAUCGUUUGUGUGUUCUUGUUUUUGUUUUGGUUCUUUAUAUUUUACUCAAUGAUGCUUGCACCAUAAAACGGCUCGAGUGUAGCAGAUGAGCUAAAGUGACGGGCUACUUACCCACAGUGCACCGCGUUAUUGACAGGUCCCAUGAUCACAUGAUCAACUUCACCAGGAAGUAAGAAUUUAUGCUUGUAGAACUUGGCUGAAUUGCCUGCCGUGAAGUUGUGAUGGCAUCUGACAUAAGUGAAGGGUCGUCAUCCGCUGCAGAGACAAAGCUGCAGUUUGCUCCUUUCAGCAGUGCUCUGGAGGCAGGCUUCUGGCACCAGCUCACUCAGAAGAAACUUAAUGACUACAGAUUAGAUGAGAGUCCCAAAUGUAUCAAAGGAUAUUACUACAACGGCGAUCCAGUGGGUUUGCCUACUCGCCUGACCUUGGAGUUCAGUGCAUUUGAUGGUGAUGGUCCAACCCCAGCUCGCUGCUGCCCGGCUGUCGGAACGCUGUAUAACACCAACACACUUGAUGCCUUUAAGACCAUUGAUAAGAAGGCUCUGCUGGAGAAGGAAGCCAAGGAGAUAUGGGAUGCUAUACAGUCCGGGGCUGCGUUGAAGGAUCCAUCUAUCCUCUGCAGAUUCGUCCUGCUGACAUUUGCAGAUUUGAAGAAGUACCAUUUCUACUACUGGUUCUGCUUCCCUGCACUUUGUUUCCCAGAGGGGAUAAAAAUUGUCCAGCAGCCGUCUGUCCUGGAACAAGUUUUCUCAGCUAAACAGAUGGCAGCCCUGCAGGAGGCUUAUGAUGGCAUGUGUAUCAAAAUGGAGACCACUGCAGUUCCUUACUUCCUGUUGAAAUACACAGAUGACUCAGUUCAGAUGGCUCCACUUGCAGACUGGGAGACAUUUUUCUCUGCUAAUAAGAAGGUGACUGUGGGCGUCUAUGAUCCGUGUACUCUGUCCCAACAUCCGGGCUGGCCCCUGAGGAAUCUACUGGCCCUCAUAGCUAACCAGUGGGGCUCUAAGCUGGACACAGUGGAGGUGCUGUGUUUCAGGGACAGAACUCUGCAGGGAAGCCGCUCCAUUCACCACAGUGUCAUCUUCCAGGUCAAACUACCUGAACUCCCACACAACUCAGUGUGCCCAAAGAGUGUAGGUUGGGAGAAGAACCCAAAAGGGGCCAUGGGACCCAGGAUGGUCAACCUCAGUGAGUGCAUGGACCCUAAAAGGCUUGCAGAGUCCUCAGUGGACCUGAACCUGAAGCUGAUGAGAUGGAGGCUGGUUCCCUCCUUGGACUUGGACAAAGUGGUCAACACAAAGUGUCUCCUCCUGGGCGCUGGGACGCUGGGCUGCAAUGUGGCCAGGACUCUCAUGGGAUGGGGGGUGAGACGCAUCACCUUUGUCGACAAUGCAAAGAUCUCCUAUUCUAAUCCAGUGCGACAGCCACUCUAUGAGUUUGAGGACUGUCUUGGAGGAGGCAAGUCCAAAGCCAUGGCGGCUGUUGACCGACUCACCAAAAUCUUUCCCGGUGUGAACGCAGAGGGUUACAAUAUGAGCAUCCCGAUGCCUGGCCACCCUGUCAAUUUCUCUCAGGCUACUCUUUCCCAAGCCCAGAAGGAUGUUGAGCAGUUGGAGAGGCUCAUUUCAGAGCAUGAUGUGGUCUUUUUAUUGAUGGAUACGAGGGAGAGCCGCUGGCUGCCUACAGUGAUUGCUGCCAGCAAGAGGAAGCUCGUGGUGAAUGCUGCUCUUGGCUUCGACACAUUUGUUGUGAUGCGCCACGGCCUGAAGAAUCCUGCCGUCAGUCAGAGCGUUGCCACGGAGGCAGAGUCCUCACCGUCCUGUUCCUCUGCUUCCUCUUCACCCUCCACGCCUGCCGGCCCUGCGCCCUCCGUCACAGGAUCUUCCCUGUUCUCCAACAUCCCAGGGCACAAGCUGGGCUGCUACUUCUGCAAUGAUGUUGUGGCGCCAGGAGAUUCCACCAGGGAUCGGACCCUGGAUCAGCAGUGUACAGUCAGCCGACCGGGCCUUGCCAUGAUUGCCGGAGCCCUGGCUGUGGAGAUGAUGGUGUCCAUUCUGCAGCACAGUGAAGGAGGCUACGCAGUGGCCAGCAGCAGUGAUGACAGAAUGAAUGAACCUCCCACUUCUCUGGGUCUUGUUCCACAUCAGAUACGAGGCUUCCUUUCUCGGUUCGACAACGUCCUGCCUGCCAGCCUGGCCUUUGACAAAUGCACUGCAUGCUCACCCAUUGUCCUGGACCACUACGAGAGGGAAGGUUUCAGCUUCCUGUCCAAGGUUUUUAACUCUUCUCAUUCAUUCCUGGAAGACCUAACAGGCCUGACUCUGUUGCACCAGGAGACACAGGCUGCAGAGAUCUGGGAUAUGAGCGAUGACGAGAGCAUCUGAAGGAGCUGAGGAACAAACCCUGAGCCGCAGAAGGACUCAGCACUCCACAUAUGUAUUUUUACUUUUUUUUUUUUCCUUGGGGGGGAAAAAAAAUAAAAAAUGUUCACAUACUCAGUACCAAGCACUUUUCAGAGGAGCAGCUGAAAAGCUUAAAUAUUAGUCUUCAUUUAUAUACCAGAGCUGGACCUCCAGCACUGAGCACCAACCUGGUCAGAGCUAAACAAGGACCUUGAUUGCUUUUACUGCUGCAGUAUUGAGUUUUUCAGCGAGAUCAGAAACAGGAUCAAACAGGAUCUUUUACAUUAUGUGUGCGACGUGUUAGAACAUGGCUGCUCCUAAGAGCGAGUAGUCACUCACACUUUAACUCCCCCUGUCUGAAAAGCUUCACUUAAUAGCCGCAGUUUCAUUCCCUCCCACCGUCUCUCCAUCAACACAUUUAAUGGGUUUACUUAAGAGUGCUUUGGCAAGGCGUCGACAACAUCUGCUCACUCAUUCAGGCAGGACUGAGCUGAGCUCCAGAUAAAUUAUGAAAAUGCAAAAACAGAGCUGACAGCUCAGCAACUCCAUCCGUCUUCUUGUCUGUUUACCAGAGACUGUGAUGCAUACAGUACGGCUGACACUAAAGCCAGCUCCGAAGGGAUUUCUCUGAGGAAACCUGUGCACAGAUGUUACUGAACAGUUCCUGAAAUAAUCAGAAUGGGCCAGUGCAGAAACUCUUGGUUAGUUGGUUGGUUUGUGUUGCGCUUGAUGCAUGUUUGUGCAGUUUUUUUCGUGUUUACGUGUCUGAUCUGCUAAUGAGUAUCGAGAAUUGUCGGCGUAAUGGUCAAUCUCAGCUACAGCUUGGCUAUUAAUGGAACAGAAUGAAGCAAUCUGAGAUGUAUUUCAGAGUCAGAAUUGUGAUGAUUGUGCAACAUAAAUCAGUUUUUUUUUUUUUUUUUGUUCUCAGAUUUUGAGUGAUUCUUCUCUGAGCUGCUGAUGUUGUUUAGCUAGUUCUCUUCUGUAAACCAAAAACUGGAUUAAACGUCUUUAUUACUA